This is a messenger RNA of Aspergillus fijiensis CBS 313.89, 1580 nucleotides long. RefSeq lists its product as uncharacterized. The transcript has a single exon. Bases 324 to 1463 code for a protein of 379 amino acids. The record is from RefSeq and is a predicted model, not a curated record. NCBI's taxonomy places the organism in Eukaryota, Fungi, Ascomycota, Eurotiomycetes, Eurotiales, Aspergillaceae. Gene Ontology annotation, molecular function: IgE binding. Gene Ontology annotation, cellular component: extracellular region.
GAUUCUCGAGUCUUGUCCUGUCUCCACUCGGCGCUGUCUUGCGUCGUCCACCGUCGGUUGGCUAUCCGCUUUGACGCCCGUGUGAACUGGGGUGGCGGCGGGUUAAUCUAUAUACUGAGACUGGGGACCACUCUGUCGGCUCUGAUCUUCUUUCUUCUUUCAAGCAUCAUCCAGUCGUUCCUUUGAUCGUGCCCUUCCGGUUCAAGUCAGCCAGGUCAUAGCAGUCGUGCGCAGAGCAUACGUCCAACACUCUCCUUCAGUCGAAUCGAUCGACACACAGCUACCUUUCCGACCCAUUCGUUGAUCAGCCAACCACGCCCAGCAUGCAGUGGAAGUCACUCCUUCUUUACAGCGCCAUCGCCGAAUCGGCCCUGGCUCGCACCCACGGCCACCAGCGCCGUCACCCCCACGGCCACGGCCAUGCCGAACGUGCCCCGGAGGCACACCUGGCUGCCCGUGAAGUGGUCGUGGAGACUGUGGUCAACUACCACACCAUCACGCUCACCAGCACUGUCACUGGUGUAGCACCCACCGUCACUACCCACGAGGAAGCCGCUACCACCACGGCCGAAGCCGCCGCCACGACCUCCGUCAGCGACGCCGCCGCUUUCGUCGAACUCGACCUCAACGAGGAUCUCGCCAUCAGCGCCAGCCUGAGCCUUGGCCUCUCCAUCGGUGGCUCCGAAGCCACCACCACCACCUUUAGCACCAGCACCCACACCAAGACCCAUGCUCACACCACCAGCACCACUACCACCUCCUCCGCCGUCGCAGCCAGCAGCAGCGCUGCUGGCGUCAGCUCAGCGUGGUACACCUACCCGACCAGCGGGGUCUACUCGACCAGCGGGUUCGGUGAACGCAGCAACACGACGAGCAGCAGCGGGGACACCUACGUGGGCAACGUAGGCGUGCCAUGGGGCAGCAACAUCAUCGAGGUCAGCGCCAGCGAGGCGUGGCAGUACAAGUACGUGGUGCAGUUCACGGGGCAGAACAGCGCGGACUGGUUCGUGAGCAUCUGGAACAAGAUCGGGCCCGACGGGGCGGACGACGGGUUCUUCGGCCACUCGGCCCUGAACUUCACGCUGUCCUCGGGCGAGACGCGCUACGUUGCCUUCGACGAGAACUCGCAGGGCGGCUGGGGCGCUGCCGAGGGCGACAGCCUCCCCACCAACGACUACGGCGAGUACUCGUGCACCUGGGGCGAGUUCGACUUCGGCGACGAGGAGAACGACAGCUGGUCCGGCUGGGACGUCAGUGCCAUCGUCGCCGAGGAGGCCGACCAGACCAUCCAGGGCAUGAAGCUCUGCCGCCACGGCACCACCACCGGCUGCUCGUACAUCACCUCCGGCGGCGAUACCGUCGAGAAUGCCUACACCCCCUCCGAGAGUUCGGUCGGUGGCAUCGGAGGCUCUGUCACUGCUGGCCCGCUGCGUCUCGCGGCUGUGAUUGAUUACUCUGGGUAGUGUUACGGUUACCCGAUCAGGUCUGUGGGUGAGGUGUAUAUACACGCGUUCGAUCGUGUCUUCUCGGUACAUAUUCGCUACCGAUGUCAAUACUUAUCCCGUAUAUACGUCUGGAAC